AUGCCCAAGAAGUUAAUUUUGUUUGACGAGUUAGAAGAUGAUAAAGAGAAUUAUUCAUAUCAACGAAAAGGAAGGUCAGUAUCUUUAAUAUCUCAAUUGCAAACAACGUCCAAAACUUCAAAUGAAUCAAGUAAAAAUGAGCAUUGGAAACAAAUCUUAAAUCAAAUUUCUCUAGUAGAUGAUCCAUUAUCCUUAUUUGUUGAGUAUAUAGAGAUCGAAUCACAUAAAAUAAUGAGUGAUUGGACUUUAAAGAGAAGUAGUCUUUUAGAGAUUGUUGAAUUAUGUUUGUUAUAUUGCCAACGAUUUGAUAGAUAUAAAAAUGAUCCGAAAUAUUUAAAUGUAUGGCUAGAUUAUUGUUCAAAUUUUUACUCCACUGAAGACCAAAUCGAUAUUUUUUAUUACAUGUAUAGAUCUGAUAUCUGUGUUGAAUUGAGUGAUUUUUAUAGUUAUUUUACAGAUAUUUUUGUGCUGUUGGAAAGAUAUUUUGAAGCUUACCAAGUUCUUAAUCUAGGAAUCCAGGCUAAUGCUAAACCUGAAAAGCAACUAUUAGAUGAAUUAAAUUUGUUGAAAGAAAAUGAAAAUUUUAAAGUUUCACAAGUAAAUAGAACUACAGAUCAUGAUGGCUUUCAAAAUUCUAAUCAAAAUAACAAUCCUGUAUUCCAAAUAAAUUAUCAUGAGCCCAAUUUAAUAUUGAAUCAAGAGAGAAAUGAUUUAAUACGAAAUUAUCAAAACAGGAUUAUAAGAAAUAAUAGCCAAGCUAAGACAAAAAAUCUAAAUCUAAAUAAUUUGAAUUCAAGCUCUUCUAGUAUCUAUAGAGAUGAAAAUGAUGAAGCUAGUGAUACUUUUAAUGUUUUUAAAUCAAGUGUACGCAAUAUUUUUGAUGAUAAGUCAAUAGUACCUUCGGCUACAGCUAUUGCAUCUACUUUAAAAUUUGAAUCAAGAAAUGAAAAAUUCAAAGAAAAUAAGCACUUAAUUUCGGGUAGAAUUGAACCCAAUUCUAAGAUCGAACCUUUAAAGCAAGUUGCAUCAAUGCCAUUCAAUCAGCCAAAAAGUAAUAAUAAGUUAUCUAUAUUUAAUGACACAAUGCACAGAAAUGGACCAAUCUAUAAGAUACUUCAUAUAAGUGGGAUGAAACCGGAAAAGAUCGAUUGUAAUUUCAACCUUAUAUAUACUGAAAAUGGAACAGAACAUUCAAUAGAAGAAAUUUUAGCAUUAAUUAGAUAUAGGAAGAUUAUUAAUACUACUACUAAUAACAAAAGGAGUAAUAAUAAUAAUGAUAACUUCACAAACGAAAAUGGUCCAAAUAAGAGAAUGAAGAUGUAA
Messenger RNA from Arxiozyma heterogenica, 1323 nucleotides. RefSeq names its product Mad3p (gene MAD3). Bases 1 to 1323 code for a protein of 440 amino acids. Lineage: Eukaryota; Fungi; Ascomycota; Saccharomycetes; Saccharomycetales; Saccharomycetaceae. Gene Ontology annotation, cellular component: nucleus. The record is from RefSeq and is a predicted model, not a curated record. The transcript has a single exon. Gene Ontology annotation, biological process: mitotic spindle assembly checkpoint signaling; meiotic sister chromatid cohesion, centromeric.